Galendromus occidentalis (western predatory mite) is the source of this 1953-nucleotide messenger RNA. RefSeq names its product furin-like protease 1, isoforms 1/1-X/2. Gene Ontology annotation, biological process: peptide hormone processing. The transcript has a single exon. Gene Ontology annotation, cellular component: Golgi membrane; trans-Golgi network. NCBI's taxonomy places the organism in Eukaryota, Metazoa, Arthropoda, Arachnida, Mesostigmata, Phytoseiidae. Gene Ontology annotation, molecular function: serine-type endopeptidase activity. The record is from RefSeq and is a predicted model, not a curated record. The coding region runs from base 19 to 1953 and encodes 644 amino acids.
AACGAAUUCGUGGUGAAAAUGCCAGGGAAGACACCUGACGAAGUGAGACAGCUCGCGGAGGAGCAUGGAUACACAUACUUGGCGCCGAUGAAUUUCGACGAUCUUCAUCACGUCCGACACAGACGCUUGGCGCGUCGAUCGCUCGAUUCGCAUCCAGAUAGCUCGGCCGAACCUUGGCACGAGAGAAUACAACAAGAAGUCAAAAUCAGAAAGAAACGCGAUUACGGUAUUACGCAAGAGGGUAGUUCGUUUCGGUGGCGAGACGACGAGACAGAAGACGAGCUGAGCAGACAGAUCAGAGCUGCAUAUAGACAUGAAAGGGCCCAGACGCAAAUGAAUGAUCCGAAAUGGCCUCUCCAGUGGUACCUGAAUCGCGGUGGCGGCCUCGACAUGAACGUCGAGAAAGCGUGGAGUGAGUUCAACGUCAGCGGGAAAGGCGUCGUUGUCACAAUUUUAGAUGAUGGUCUGGAGAAAGAUCAUCCUGACAUCGCAUCGAACUACGAUGCCCUAGCCAGCUUCGACAUGAACGAUCACGAUCCAGACCCUCAGCCGCGGUAUGAAGUAAACGAUUCGAAUCGUCACGGUACGCGGUGCGCUGGUGAAGUUGCCGGCCUGCGCGACAACCAGGUCUGCGGCGUUGGGAUAGCGUAUAAAGCGUCGAUCGGUGGAAUCCGAAUGCUCGAUGGCGAUGUGACAGAUGCCGUGGAGGCUAGAUCCUUGGCAUUGAACCCUCAACACAUCCACGUGUAUUCCGCUUCGUGGGGUCCCGACGAUGACGCACGUACAGUCGACGGUCCAGGCCAACUCGCUGAUAAAGCACUUAAAGAUGGCAUACGGAACGGCCGUCGCGGCUUAGGCAGCAUAUUUGUGUGGGCGUCCGGUAAUGGCGGCAAGGAGAAAGACAACUGUAACUGUGAUGGAUACGUGAAUUCAAUCUUCACGCUAGCCGUGUCGGCUGCGACCGAGAACGGAAACGUGCCGUGGUACUCGGAAAGCUGCGCGGCGACUUUGGCCACUACUUACUCAUCGGGGAACUACAAUGAAGGUCAAAUCGUAACCUCUGAUCUCCAUCAUAACUGUACAGAGCGACACACCGGAACGUCGGCUUCGGCGCCUCUGGCCGCGGGAAUCGUAGCCCUGGCCCUCGAAGCGAAUCCGCAACUCACAUGGCGGGACAUGCAGCAUUUAGCGGUGCGCGCCACCAGGCGGGCGAACCUAAACGCCCCGGAUUGGGUGACGAAUGGGGUGGGCAGAAAUGUUUCGCACUCGUUCGGCUUCGGAUUGUUAGACGCUCACAAAAUGGUGGAACUUUCCAAGAAAUGGAAACGCUCCCCGCCGCAGAAAGUCUGCACGGUGAGCCCUCCCAGGAGCGACAAGCCCAUUCCUCCGAAGAGCACGCUGCUGUUACAUCUGUUCGUGGAAUGUAAGAAUGUCAAAUACGUCGAGCAUACGAUUUCUAAGAUCACACUGCAAGCGAUGCGCCGAGGUGACAUUCAUAUCUAUCUCUCGUCACCUUCCGGUACGAAGAGUACACUGCUCACGCAGAGACCGAGAGAUGACUCUCGACAAGGCUUCAAUCAAUGGCCCUUCAUGACGGUGCAUAAUUGGGGAGAGAACCCAAACGGAAAUUGGACCCUGGAGAUCCACAACGACGCUUCUUAUCUGGGCAAGGCGCUCCUCAAAGAAUGGGCAUUAUCGAUGUUCGGAACAGCGGAGGACCCCGAUGCGCAGUUCCGGACGGAUUUCCCCGAUAAACCCGCCGGGGAGGCGGAACCCAGCAACGAUCUAGGCGAUCUCGAGCCUCCUUCAGGAGUGCGCAGCGCUGGCGUCAGAGACCCGAUUGACAGCGACACGGUGCUGAACUCGCGCAGUUCGGUUAGCAUGUCCUCUUCAGCAGGCCCUCCACCCCCCGGUUGGGCGGAGCCGUUCGUUGCAGCGGUCUAUUGUUCAUAG